Messenger RNA from Cordyceps fumosorosea ARSEF 2679, 1875 nucleotides. RefSeq lists its product as hypothetical. The transcript is spliced from 3 exons. The record is from RefSeq and is a predicted model, not a curated record. Gene Ontology annotation, molecular function: ATP-dependent H2AZ histone chaperone activity. Gene Ontology annotation, cellular component: Swr1 complex. Lineage: Eukaryota; Fungi; Ascomycota; Sordariomycetes; Hypocreales; Cordycipitaceae. Gene Ontology annotation, biological process: chromatin remodeling. The coding region runs from base 1 to 1875 and encodes 624 amino acids.
AUGCGAAGAACGCAAACGUCUGUUGCCCAAUAUUCUUCGGGCGAGCCCUCACCACUGUUCACGCCAGCGUACCCUGCAUUCGACCCAGACACGGAAGUCUUUCAAGACCCGUACGACUAUACCACUCACGAAUAUACCACUCACGGUUAUACCACCCACGACGAAGAACACUUUGCCGACGACGACGAGGAAGUCAGCGAGUCCGAAGCAUCAGUCUCCUACGGCGGUGUCCCUCCCGCGCCACGCGCACACCCCACCCGCCUCCCGCUGAGGCCCUCUCAGCCCCUACCACAUCAACAAGACUACCGCCCGGCACGCCGAGUGCCGAACCCAGCGCCCAGCGUGGAGUACCAAGACGAGUAUGGGGCAUACAGCCCAAGCCAGUUCGGCCGUGGUGGCUACAACAGGCACAGCGCCCAGCACCAAUAUGGUUACGGGGUGCAUCCCGGCCAGGUGAUGCCAUAUGGCGGAAACCCGUUCAGUCCUGCAAGCAGUCCCUACAGCAACCCUGCACACUACGCCCAGGACCCAAGGGCAUUUGGCAACGAGAUGGCAGCAUGGCAGCAUCCCCAGUACUAUGGGCAUUAUCCUGGCCAAUUCCACCAAAUGGCACAUCCCGGCAUGCCUCUGGACGUUGCCGCCGCGCCUCCACCUCCCGCACCUCCAGCUGUGCCCGGAAAGUCUGAGAAUGAGGAGAAACUUCAGAACGAGCUCCAGGCAUACAGGGACAGAGAGCAGAAACAGCUGCAAGCUGAGCGGGAAAAGGAGAUAAAAGAGGAAGCUCGCCGAUCAGCUGCGGAAGAAAACAAAAAGGCCGUUCAAGAGCUAGCACGCGUUAGGGAGCAACAGGAUGUCGAAAUUCAAAGAGCCAGAGAGGAAGCCGCACAAGCGGCCAGGGACGGUAUCGCCGCUGAGGCUGCCGCUGCCGCAGAGCGUGAAAAGCAAAAGGCUGAGGCCAUCAAGCAGGCCGAGGAGCGGAUCAAGAUCAUGUUCGAGCAAGCAAGACGAGCCGAGGAAGAGAAAAAGAAGAAGGAGGCAGAGGAGGCGGCUAAGAUGGAGGCCGACUAUAAGCUUCGUGUCGCUGCUGCACUUCGGGCCGACGCCGAGGCCAAGGAGGCGGCCGCAAAAGCGGCCGCUGAUGAAGCCGAAAGGAUCAAGGGGAUUCAAGAAGAGGCCAAGCGCAAAGCCGAUGCUGAAUUCGCCGCCAAGAUUCAAGCCGAAAAGGAUGCUGCUGCCAAAGCGGCUGAAGCAGCGGCUUUGGCAAAAGCUGAGAGGGAUGCUUACACCAUGAAGGUCCAAGAAGAAACAAAGGCCAAACUUGAAGCACAGGCGAAGACGGACCGCGGUCCUUCUCUUCAAUUCAAAGAUGCCUUGGGCCGCAAGUACAGCUUCCCAUUUCGCCUUUGUACCACAUGGCCGGACAUGGAGGAGUUAAUCAAACAGGCCUUUGACAACGUCGACGACUUGGCUUUUCAAGUACACGAAGGAUGGUACGACUUGGUUGGCCCUAACAACCAAAUCAUCCUACCAUCGGUAUGGGAAAGGGUCAUCCAGCCAGAGUGGGCAAUCACCAUGUCGAUGUGGCCUACGGAUCGCAUGCAACGACAUUCCCGUGUUCCCCCGCACGUGGCGGCAAACAUGGCUAGAGGCCGUGGUAUGGGUGGCGGCAUGCCCCCAGCGCCCCCUGCAAUGGGACGAGGGGGCAUAGUCCCCCCCGAUGGAUGGGCAAAUGCGCCGCCGAAUAUGCCCGCUGGCAUUCACAUUGUUCGCGAGUCCAAGGGAGGGAAGAAGGAGAAGGAGAAGGAGAAAAAGAAGAAGAAGGCUCCUCCUGCAUUCGUUGGAUUUUUUGGUGGAAAGCCAGUGAAGAAGGCGUAA